AUGUCUAUUCUAAACGCAGCCAAAUCACUCGUAGGAAUUGAGGAGCAAAGAACACUCACCGUGCAAUCUUCACAAACACGUAUCGGUAUCCCGGUUUCGCGCAAUGUGUGGUGGAAAGCUGAGAUACUGCGUGAGAAUUUCCUCCAAUCAGCCUACUCCCUGGUAGAGCAGGACGAGAGCGCUGAAGAUGAUUUCGCUCAAUUGGAGCUUCUUAGCAAGUUUUUGAAAUUCGUUGCUACAAGCCAACUUGAUGAGCAAUCCCUCUACGUUCUCCAGGCUUCUCUCGUCCAUUUCCACCAAGUCCACCUCUCACAUGUCGACGUACACAACUUAACCGCAAAGCUUGACGCUGAAUUACGCAAGCUCGUCUUAUCCGCUUUCUUCAAGUCGAGAGCCGCGUUGGAAGCUGCGGGCUUAGAAACUCCUCAAUCCCCACCAUCAGCUCUGAUCCAGCAAUCUAUUCAAGGAAAUGCUAACGUCUACGCUCUCUUUGGUGGCCAGGGCGCUAACGAAGUCUACUUUGAUGAGUUACAGAACCUUUUCGAUAUAUAUCAGCCAUACGUUGAAGACUUCUUGACCGAAUCAUCAAAAACUCUGAUCGAUUUGGCUAAGAAUGCAUCAAAUAACGGUUCCGUCUACUACAGUCAAUCCAUCGAUCCUGUUGGCUGGCUCAAAAACUCGUCUUCCCGCCCCUCAGUAGCUUACUUAGCAUCUAUUCCACUUUCACUUCCACUCAUCGGUCUAACUCAACUUGUACAAUACCUCGCAUUCGCCUCUGCUUGCUCUCUUACCCCUGCUCAACUAAGAGAAAACAUUCACGGUGCAACAGGUCAUUCUCAAGGUGUAAUCUCCGCCGUUGUUGCCGCUGCUUCUGAUUCUUAUCAAGAUUUCACUUUAAAUGCAGUUAAAGCUCUCAAACUUCUUUUCUACAUUGGUUUGCGUGGUCAAGAGACUUUCCCAACCCUUUCAAUUGAACCUGCUCUCGUUGAGGAUUCUAUUGAAGGCGGUGAAGGCGAACCAACUCCUAUGCUUUCUGUUUCUGGUUUAUCUUUAUCUGUUUUGGAGUCAUUCGUCAAUAAGACCAACGCUCAUUUGGCUGAUUCUUCAAAGAUCGAUAUCAGACUUUUGAAUGGCCCAAAGAACUUUAUUGUCACUGGUCCUCCUCGUAGUCUCUACGGUUUAGUCACUAAUCUUCGCAAAGUCAGAGCCCCAACUGGCUUGGAUCAAUCAAAGGUUCCUUACUCAAAGAGAAAAGCCGUUUUCAAUGCUAGAUUUUUGGUCGUCGGUGUCCCUUACCAUUCUCCUUAUCUCGCCGAUGCCAUUCCAAAAGUUUUCGACGAGGAUUUGGCAAAGGAAGAACUGUGGUCUCCUUCAGAUUUGAAAUUGGCCGUAUACCACACCGAAACUGGUCAAGAUUUACGUGAAUUGUCUAGCGGCUUAACGAAAUCACUUCUCAUCCAAAUCUUCACUCAACCAAUAUACUGGACAAAGGCAACCAAUUUCCCUGAAUCUGCCACUCACGCAAUCGACUUUGGUCCAGGUGGUAUGUCUGGUAUUGGUCCACUCACUCAACGUAACUGGGAAGGUCGCGGUAUUAGAGUUCUUAUUCCAGGCGCCAACGGUAAGCUUGGCUCAGAAAUCUACGGCUCUUCUCUCAUCAAGGAGGAGAAGUGGAGUGAAAAGUUCCAACCCGCUCUCGUCAAGACUAAGGAUGGAAAGAUUCACCUAGACACUCCAUUCUCAAGAAUGCUCGGUAAGCCUCCACUCAUGGUUGCUGGUAUGACUCCAUGCACUGUCAAGGGUGGCUUCGUUUCUUCGGUCCUCAACGCUGGCUACCACAUCGAGUUGGCUGGUGGUGGUCACUAUAAUGCAAAGAUGCUUCGCGCGAAGGUGGAAGAAAUCCAGCAAAACAUUCAACCUGGUAACGGUAUCACUUUAAACGCGCUUUACAUCAAUCAACGUCAAUUCACCUUCCAAUUACCGCUUUGGCAACAGAUGCGUCAAGAGGGUCUUCCUAUCGAAGGUUUCUGUGUUGCUGCUGGUAUUCCAUCUUCAGAGAAGGCUACCGAGAUGAUCAAUUCCCUUAAGGAGUCUGGCAUUAAGCAUGUUUCCUUCAAACCAGGUUCAGUUGAAGGUAUUCGCCAAGUCGUCAACAUUGCUGCCGCAAACCCAUCUUUCCCAAUCAUUAUGCAAUGGACAGGUGGUCGUGCUGGUGGCCACCACUCAUGCGAAGAUGUUCAUCAACCAAUCAUUCAGACAUACGCCUCUAUCAGACAGCACUCAAAUAUCUCGCUCGUUGCUGGAUCUGGAUUUGGUGCAGCUGAUGACUUCUGGCCUUACUUGACAGGUGACUGGUCGUUGGAAUUCGGUCUUCAACCAAUGCCAUUCGACGGGUCCCUUUUCGCUUCACGCGUCAUGGUAGCCAAGGAGGCUCACACCUCUGAGUCUGUCAAGCAACUUAUCGUUGAUGCACCUGGUGUUGAUGACAAGGACUGGGAGCAGACUUACGAUAAGGUGACUGGUGGUAUCUUGACUGUUCGUUCCGAGUUGGGUGAGCCAAUUCAUAAGAUCGCUACUCGUGGUGUUAAACUGUGGAGAGAGUUCGACGAUACCGUCUUCAACCUUCCUCGCGAGAAGCGUGGUCCCUGGUUAGAAGGAAAGCGCGACUACGUCAUCGGCAGACUCAACAAGGACUUCCAGAAGCCAUGGUUUGGCGAAAAGGCAGACGGUGUUGUUGUGUCUGACAUUGGCGACAUGACAUACGAGGAAGUAACUAGACGUAUGGUCAAACUUCUCUACGUUGCCCACCAGUCCCGUUGGAUUGACGUAUCUCUCCGCAACCUCGUCGGUGAUUGGUUGAGACGUGUCGAAGAGCGUUUCUCUGCUGUUGAUGGUACUGAUAAGAUCUCCAUCUUGCAGAACUACUCUUCCCUCAACUCCCCAAGUGAUUUCAUUAACAAUUUCUUCACUGAAUACACUGGCGCUACUGAGCAACUCCUUGCCGCUGAGGAUAAGGCAUACUUCCUUAAUAUUACUCAACGCCCUGGACAAAAGCCAGUUCCGUUUAUCCCUGUUCUUGACAACUCAUUCGAAGUCUGGUUUAAGAAGGAUUCGUUGUGGCAAGCUGAGGAUAUGGAUGCAGUCGUCGAUCAAGACCCACAACGUGUCUGUAUUCUUCAAGGACCUGUUGCUGCCAAACACUCUACUAAGGUUAACGAACCAAUUAAGGAAUUGCUCGGUAAAAUCGAGGAGCAACUCGUCAAGAAGCUUCUUGACCGCCGCUACAAUGGCGAUGCUUCUAAGGUCCCUGAAGUCGACUAUAUCGGCGCUCAGCUUGCCAUUACGUCAGCCAGCCAAGCUGGUCUCAUUGAAUCCCACAAGAUCAUCUCAACGACUGAACAAGAUAAGCAAAUCUACCAGAUCUCUGACAGUCUUCCAUCAGCCGGUGAAUGGCUGGAGAAUCUCGCUGGUCGUCAAACUGGAUGGUUCAGAGCGUUGCUUACCUCUCCAAUCCUCGUCCAAGGCAAGGGUUACGCUACCAACCCAAUGAAGAAGUUGUUAGCUCCUCGUGUUGGCCAGAAAGUUGUUAUUGCCAUGAAGAAUGGUGAGCCUGCCGGUGCUGAGCUGUAUGGUGGCAUUCGUUCAGCUGGUGAUUCGGAUCCAAACUUCCAAGCUAUCAAGAUCUCUUACGACGAGUCCAUUAAGCGUAUUACUCUCGUUCUCUCCGAAGAGCGUCGUGGCGAGAGCGUACCGCUUACCUUCAUAUACGACUACAAGCCAGCAAUAGGGUACGCACCAAUCCACGAAGUCAUGGAGGGUCGCAACCAGCGUAUCAAGGAAUUCUAUUGGAAACUCUGGGAGCUCGGCACACCAACUGAACUCAACGUUCGCGACACUUUCACUGGCCCACCUUUCACCAUCGAUACUGCCACCGUAGAGAAGUUCUGCGCUAUCAUCGGCAACGACGGCGAGGCAUUCAAGUCGAACAGAUCGGAUGAAGUUCAAGCACCAAUGGAUUUCGCUAUCGUUACAGGCUGGCAAGCUAUCAUGAAGUCCAUCUUCCCUAAGGAGAUCGACGGUGAUUUACUCAAGCUUGUCCACUUGUCAAACGGAUUCAAGAUGGUUGAUGGUGCACGUCCUAUCGCUGUCGGUGAUGUUUGCUCGGCGGAGUGCAAGAUCGUCUCCAUUGUCAACUCGGACUCCGGCAAGACUGUCGUGGUUAAGGGACACGUCGUCAGAGAUGGGAAUCCAGCCAUUGAGGUCUCAUCUUCAUUCCUCUAUCGCGGUAAAUUUGAUGACUACGAAAAUACCUUUGAGAUUACAGAUGAUGCUCAAUACAGAGUUACUCUUAAGAGCGACUCUGAUGUUGCCCUUCUCAGAUCUAAGGAGUGGUUCCAAUGGGAAGACGAGAGAAUACCUCUUACUGUCGGUACCACAUUGAUCUUUGAUACUCAGUCUGAGAUUCAUCACGGAAACGCCACCUCAUACAAAUCUUUGAGCGUCAGCGGCCGUGCCAAUAUUCGCAACCAGCUCAAGGAACUCGUUCCUGUGGGUUCUAUUGGAUUGGAAACUGGUAUGACUAAGGGUAACCCAGUCAAUGAAUACCUUAGACGCAACGGCGAGGUCAUUAAUGGCAGAACACUAUUCGAAAAUGAUGGCUACUCAAUCACUAAGUCUGCAAACCCAUCAUUGUACGUCUCGCCAUUCUCCAACGAGUCAUACUCGAAAAUCUCUGGUGAUUACAAUCCAAUCCACAUCAACCCGUACUUCGCGGAUCUCGGCAACUUGCCUGGAACCAUCGCUCAUGGUAUGUACGGCUCAGCAGCCACUCGUAAGUACGUCGAGACAGUUGCUGCCGACAAUGUUCCAUCGCGUGUGCUGUCUUACCAAGUCACUUUUGUCGGCAUGGUUCUUCCUGGAGACACCUUAGAAGUGAAACUCCGUCACAUCGGUAUGGAUGCCGGUUCGAAACUUAUUUCCGUCGAAACUUUCAACCAAGAUGGUGAGAAGGUGAUAAGUGGACAAGCGCUUGUUGCACAACCUACAACGACAUAUGUCUUCACCGGUCAGGGUUCACAGGAACAGGGUAUGGGUAUGGCACUCUAUGAGUCCUCAGCCGCUGCUCGCAACGUGUGGGACGCAGCUGAUGACCACUUGGGUGAGGUGUACGGUUUCUCCAUUAUCGACAUUGUCAAGAACAACCCUAAGGCGAAAACGAUCCACUUUGGUGGAUUGAAGGGACAAGCCAUCCGUCAACGCUACAUGGAUCUUCGUUACGAUACUACUGAUAAGGAUGGUAAUGUGAAAACACUCCCACUCUUCCCAGACAUCACCGUUCGCACCAGUGACUACACUUUCCAAGCACCAAAUGGUUUGUUAUUUGCCACUCAAUUCGCUCAAAUCGCUUUGGUCGUCACUGAGAAGGCAGCAUUUGAAGAUAUGCGUUCUAAGGGAUUGAUUCAAGCCAACUGUGCAUUUGCUGGUCACUCUCUUGGUGAAUAUGCUUCUUUGGCUUCGAUAGCAGACGUCUUGCCAAUCUCUUCGCUUACUGAUGUCGUUUUCUACCGUGGUCUGACCAUGCAACGUGCUGUCGAACGCGAUGCUCAUGGUCGUUCGCAAUUUAGGAUGAUGGCUGUUAAUCCAUCUCGUAUUGGCAAGACCUUUGAUGAGACUAUCUUGAGGGAGAUCGUUGACUCCGUUUCUAGACGCACGCAGUUGCUCCUUCAGAUCGUCAACUACAAUGUUGAUGGUCAACAAUACGUUUGUGCUGGUCAUCUCCAAGCUCUCGAGACUUUGACCAACACUCUCAACUUCAUGAAGGUUAACAAGAUCGACAUCGCAUCUCUUCUCAAGCAGCUCUCAGUUGAGCAAGUCAAGGCGCACUUGGACGAAAUUAUUGACGAAUGCUUCGGUAAAUCCAAGGCUAAGGCUGAGUCUGAAGGCGGCUUCCUCACACUCGAGCGUGGAUUCGCCACCAUACCACUCCCUGGUAUCGAUGUUCCGUUCCACUCCCGCUACUUGUGGGCAGGUGUUAUGCCUUUCCGUACAUACUUGUCGAAGAAGAUCGACGCCAAAGAUCUCAACCCUGACAUGCUCAUUGGCAAGUACAUUCCAAACUUGGUUGCCAAGCCUUUCGAGAUCUCUAAGCCAUACAUUGAGAUGAUCCACAACCAGACCAGCUCCCCACGUCUUGAGAAGGUUCUCAGCGGCUGGGAUGCAGAUAAGUGGGCAGCUACCGAAAACAGACAAGUGUUGGCCUACACUGUUCUUGUUGAGUUGUUGGCCUAUCAAUUCGCCUCUCCAGUCAGAUGGAUUGAGACUCAAGACCUCUUCUUCACUCACUACAACUUCGAGCGUUUAGUUGAGGUCGGUCCAUCACCUACUCUUUCCGGUAUGGCCAACCGCACUCAAAGACUCAAGUAUGAGAGUCUCGACACUGCACAAGCCAUUCAGCGCGCAAUCUUCUGUCACGCCAAGAAUCAAAAGGAGAUUUACUACGAGAUGGAGGAUGAAGAAGAGGAAGCGCCUGCUGCUGCUCCUGCUGAGGAGUCUGCUCCUGCUCAAGCUGCUCCUUCUGCGCCUGCUGCUGCUCCUGCCGCAGCAGCUCCAGCUCCAGCUGCUGGCGGUGGUGCACCUGCGGAAAUUCCUGACGAACCUCUCAAGGCCACCGACAUACUGCGUAUCAUCAUCGCCCAGAAGCUCAAGAAGACUGUCGGUGAAAUCACACUCAGCAAGUCUAUUAAGGACCUGGUCGGCGGUAAAUCAACUCUCCAAAAUGAAAUUCUUGGUGACCUUCAAACUGAGUUUGGUAAUGCUCCAGAGAAGGGUGAAGAACUCCCAUUGGACGAGCUGGGAAGCGCCCUCAACGUUGGUUACUCAGGCUCACUUGGAAAGUUCACCACCGGUUUAGUAUCGCGUAUGGUCGGCAGCAAGAUGCCCGGUGGAUUCAACCUCUCGUCUGUCAAGACUCACUUGUCGAAGAGUUGGGGUCUUGGUCCACAACGUCAAGAGGCUGUACUCUUAUUUGGUAUUACCAUGGAGCCUGCCAAACGUCUUGGCUCAGAGCCUGAAGCCAAGCAGUGGGCUGACUCUGUCGCGCAAGCGUACGCCAGUCAAGCUGGAAUCACCCUCUCUACUGCAAGUGCUGGUGGUGGUGGCGGUGGCGCAACUGCUGGUGUCACUAUCUCAAGCGAGGAGCUUGACAAGUUCCGUGCCGAGCAAAACGACUUCGCUGCCCACCAGAUCGAUGCUUACAUGCGCUACCUCAACCGCGAUCCACGUGCAGGUCAUCGCCUUCAUGAACAAGAGAAGCAGAAUGGCACAGAGUUGCAAGACCGCCUUGACGCUAUCUCAAGAGAGCAUGGCGAUGCUUACAUAAACGGCGUCAUGCCUUCCUUCGAGCCACUCAAAGCUCGUACUUUCGAUUCGUCUUGGAAUUGGGCUCGUCAGGAUGCUCUGGCGAUGUUCUACGAUAUCAUCUUUGGUCGUCUUACCGCUGUUGAUCGCGAUAUCACUUCUCGCUGUCUCAACAUUAUCUCUCGCGCGGACCCUACUCUCGUCGAUUACAUGAGCUACUACCUCAACAACGUCAACAUCGAGCUCGGUCCAACGUACAAGCUUGCCAAAGAGCUCGGUAACCAGCUCCUAGAGAACUGUCGUGAGGCUGUGCAACUGGGCGAGGGUCCAAAGUACAAAGAUGUAACAUUCCCUACCGCCCCUCACACUGAGAUUUCUGGAAGUGGUGACAUCAAGUACUCUGAGAUCAACAGAGAGGAUGUGCGUAAGCUUGAGCACUACGUCAAGGAGAUGGCUGCCGGUGGCAAGAUUUCAACACAAAACAUUAACCUCGACAAGGUUCAAACAGAUGUUGAGAAGCUGUACGAGCUUGUCAAGUCUCAGCCACAGAUCUCUGAAGCUCACAAGACAUCCAUCAAGUCACUUUACGAUGAGGUUCUUCGCUCUCUUGGUCGCCCAGAGAAGCACACGGCUGUGCCACGCACUCGUCGUUCUUCUUCUCAAUUCUUGCGUCCGGACGUUUCUGAGAACGCUACUGUUAACGACGACAAGAUUCCGUUCCUUCACCUUAAGCGUAAGGUUGGAACGAACUGGUCUUACAGUACCAAGUUGACUGAGAUCUAUCUCGACAUCCUCACUGAAAUCGCUACCUCUGGCACUACAUUCAAGGAUAAGAACGCUCUUCUCACUGGUGUCAGUAAAGGAUCUAUCGGUGUCGAGAUUGUCAAGGGAUUGAUUGCCGGUGGUGCACGUGUUGUCAUUACCACAUCCCGUUACAGCCGCGCCACCGUUGAGUACUACCAAGCAGUCUACCACGAAUGCGGUUCGCGUGGCUCUUCUCUUACGGUUGUUCCAUUCAACCAAGGCUCCAAGCAAGAUGUGGAGCAGCUUGUUGAGUACAUUUACUCAACUCUUGGUAUGGAUCUCGACUACGUUCUUCCAUUCGCUGCUCUUCCAGAGAACGGUCGUGAGAUUGACGGUCUCGAUGAGAAGUCUGAACUUGCCCACAGGAUCAUGUUGGUCAACGUUCUUCGCCUGCUUGGUGCUGUGAAGGCUAAGAAGGCUGCUCGUAACUUUGUCACCCGUCCAACUCAAGUCGUUCUUCCACUCUCACCAAACCACGGUCUUUUCGGUAACGAUGGUCUCUACUCGGAGUCAAAGAUCUCCCUUGAGACACUCUUCAACCGCUGGAGCUCAGAGAGCUGGGGUGAAUACCUCUGUCUCGCCGGUGCUGUUAUUGGUUGGACUCGUGGUACUGGAUUGAUGAGUGCCACCAACAUUGUCGCUGAGGGCGUAGAAAAGCAUGGUGUCCGCACUUUCUCAUCAAAGGAAAUGGCCUUCAACAUUCUUGGAUUGAUGCACCCUCUUCUCUUCGACAUCACCCAAGUCGAGCCAAUCUGGGCCGAUCUCAACGGUGGUAUGGACAGAUUACCAGACCUUGCACAGAUUUCAUCCAAGCUGCGUACCGAUCUUCAAGCUGAUGCGGCUCGUCGUCGCGCAAUCUCUGCUGACAACGCAGCUGACUUUGCUACCGUUAACGGCGUCGAAGCUGAGGGUCUUUACAAAGAAGUCAAGGUCGCACCACGUGCUAACUUUAAGUAUGGGUUCCCAGAUAUCGCCAAGCCAAAGGCUUUGGGUGAUCUCAGCAAGCUUGAAGGUAUGAUGGACCUUGAUAAGGUGGUCGUUGUUACUGGUUUCGCUGAAGUUAGUCCAUGGGGUUCAGCUCGUACACGUUGGGAGAUGGAAGCUCGUGGUGAGUUUACCAUCGAAGGAUGUAUCGAAAUGGCCUGGAUGAUGGGCUUCAUCAAGCACUUUGACGGUCGUCUCAAGUCCGGUCAACUACACGUCGGUUGGGUUGACAGCAAAUCUGAAGAUCCAGUCGAUGACAAGGAUGUUAAGCCAAGAUACGAGAAGUCAAUUCUUGAACACUCUGGUAUUCGUUUGAUUGAACCAGAACUCUUUAGAGGAUACGAUCCAAAGAAGAAGGGCUUUAACCAGGAGAUUGAGUUGAACCACGAUUUGGAAGCUAUCGAGGUGUCUGACGCUGACGCUGAACAAUUCAAACGUGAACACGGCGAUAAGGUUGAUAUCUGGCAAUCAGAGUCAGGUGAAUGGGCAGCGAAGCUCAAGCGUGGUGCACGUGUUCUCGUACCAAAGUCAUUCCGCUUUAACCGUCUUGUCGCUGGUCAACUUCCUUCUGGAUGGGAUGCCGGUCGUUACGGUAUUCCAGGUGAUAUUGCAGCUCAAACGGAUCGUACUGCACUUUGGUCACUGGCGUCAGUAUCAGAAGCGCUGAUUAAUUCUGGUAUCACUGAUCCAUACGAACUGUACAAGCACGUUCAUCCAUCUGAGGUUGGUACGUCGCUCGGAUCUGGUAUGGGUGGUAUGGAAUCGCUCUCGGCUAUGUUCAAGGACCGUCGCGAGGAGAAGGACGUACAGAUGGACAUCCUUCAAGAAACUUUCAUCAACACUGUCGCAGGAUGGGUUAACCUCUUAUUGUUGUCUUCGUCAGGUCCAAUUAAGAUUCCAGUUGGUGCUUGUGCAACCGCGCUUCAGUCUAUUGAGAUUGCAUGCGACACUAUUAUCUCUGGUAAAGCCAAGGUUAUGGUGUCUGGUGGAUUUGACGAUUUCUCUGAGGAGGGAUCAUAUGAGUUUGCCAACAUGAAGGCAACCUCAAACACAGACGCGGAAUUUGCUAAUGGACGUGAGCCAAAUGAGAUGUCAAGACCAACUACAACAAGUCGUGCCGGAUUCAUGGAGGCUCAAGGUACAGGUGUACAGGUGCUUAUGUCAGCGUCAACUGCUAUUGAGAUAGGAGCACCUAUUCGUGGUAUUGUUGGAUUCACAUCGACAUCAACUGAUAAGGCUGGUCGCUCAAUUCCAGCACCGGGCAAGGGUGUUCUGAGUGUUGGUAGGGAGUUGCACACGGAGACACCAAUCCCAACACUUGAUCUCAACUACCGCUCGAGACAGAUGGCAUUCCGUCGCAAGCAGAUUUCAGAAUGGCUUGAUAACGAGCUGGAGAUAAUGUCAGAAGAGUUAGCUGCUGUAGAGAAGAAUGGCGAAAAGGUAGAUGAAGCAACGAUGCAAACCAAGGUGUCGUUCUUAGAAGAGGAGGCAGAGCGUCAAGAAAAGCAGGCAUUGGGAUCGUUCGGUAUGCUUGAGGGAUCAGAUUCGCGUAUUGCACCACUUCGUCGUGCACUUGCAGUGUGGGGAUUGAAGGUUGAUGAUAUCGGAUUCUGUUCAUUCCACGGUACGUCAACAAAGGCGAACGACAAGAACGAGUCGGAGACGUAUAACGCCUUAUUUGAGCAUCUCGGCAGGAGUGAAGGCAAUGCCUGUCCGGUGAUUGCUCAGAAGUGGCUCACCGGUCAUCCUAAGGGAGGUGCAGCAGCGUGGAUGUUUAAUGGAGCGAUGCAAGCAAUCAACGAUGCGAUUAUCCCCGGUAAUCGAAACGCUGAUAACAUUUCAGCUGAGCUGCAAGCAUACAAAUAUCUCGUGUAUCUGUCCAAGUCGAUCAAGGUGGAUGCGAUCAAGUGUGGUAUUCUGACAUCGUUUGGUUUCGGUCAAGUCGGUGGAUCAUGUUUGAUCAUUCACCCAGCAUACCUCUACGCAUCACUGGGUGAUGACGCACUGGCUGCCUAUGGCAAGGUCAGAGCGGAACGUGAGCGUGAUAGUUACAAGAAGAUGAAUGCGCAUAUGAUCCACAACAACCUUGUGGAAAUUAAAGAGACGCCGCCAUUCACGCAAGAGAAUGAGAUGCCCGUUCUACUCAAUCCACUCGCACGUACUUCAGGUGACAAGCCGGGUAGUUAUUCGUUCCCAAAGAAAUUGAAUGAAAAGAUUGCAUUCAAGAAGGGUAAUGCAGGUGUGGCUAGUGAGAUGUUGAAAGGAGUUGAUGGAGUGCAAGGGGUGGGUACUGACGCGGUGCUCAUCUCUGCUGUGCCUACAAGUGAGACAUUCAUUGAGCGCAACUUCACCAACGCGGAAAAGAGUUACUGCGAAAAACAACCCGACCCGAAGGCUUCGUUCGCCGCUAGAUGGGCUGCUAAGGAAGCAGUGUUCAAAGCUCUCAACACUAAGGGUAAAGGCGCAGCGGCGGGUAUGAAGGAAAUCGAAGUCGUCGCUGGAGAUGUCGGACCAGCCGUUGUAUUGCAUGGAGAUGCUCUCGCGGCUGCCCAUCAACGUAGAGUUAAGGAAUUCAAAUUGUCUCUGUCACAUUCAGAGGAUGUUGCAAUUGCAGUUGCUUUUGCGCAGUAG
Molecule: messenger RNA, 11775 nt
Organism: Wallemia ichthyophaga EXF-994
Lineage: Eukaryota; Fungi; Basidiomycota; Wallemiomycetes; Wallemiales; Wallemiaceae
Product: Fatty acid synthase subunit alpha
Exons: 11
Coding region: 1-11775 (3924 amino acids)
Biological process (GO): long-chain fatty acid biosynthetic process
Cellular component (GO): fatty acid synthase complex
Molecular function (GO): enoyl-[acyl-carrier-protein] reductase (NADH) activity; magnesium ion binding; holo-[acyl-carrier-protein] synthase activity
Source: RefSeq, a predicted model, not a curated record